AUGGGCGAAUUAACGGCAACAAACUUGUUCGAGUCCCAAACUAUACUUGCUGAUCACAAGGAUUUGAUCCACGAUGUUGCAUAUGAUUUCUACGGCGAGAGAAUGGCCACCUGUUCCAGCGACCAGUAUGUGAAGGUGUGGGAUUCUGAUGGGAACGGUGGAUGGCGUCUCACAGCCAGCUGGAAGGCACAUCAUGGGUCAGUAUGGAAGGUCACAUGGGCCCAUCCAGAGUUUGGGCAGGUCAUUGCUACUUGUUCCUUUGAUAGGACAGCAGCCAUUUGGGAGGAAGUUGGUGACACUGCAGCUUCAGGGUCUGAGAAAGGUCUGCGAACAUGGCUAAAGAGGUCCAACCUCGUGGACUCACGGACCUCAGUGACUGAUGUCAAAUUUGGACCAAAGCAUUUAGGGCUCUUACUAGUCACAUGCUCUGCUGAUGGUAUUAUAAGGAUAUACGAAGCUCCAGAUGUGAUGAACCUUGCGCAAUGGACUCUACAGCACGAGAUACCAACCAAAGUGUCUAUCAGUUGUCUCUCGUGGAACCCUUCACUGUCCAGAGUGGUGCACCCGCCGAUGUUGGCGGUGGGCAGUGAUGAGCCCAAUACUACGAACGCGGCGGCCUCAGUGCAGGGCGACAAGACAACCGCUUGCAACGGAAAAGUAUUCAUAUACGAGUACAGUGAGUCGUCCCGUCGUUGGACGCGGACAGAUUGCUUGUCCUCGGUGCAGGAACCCGUCAACGACAUUGCCUUCGCCCCCAACCUCGGCAGAUCCUUUCAUCUACUCGCAGUCGCCACCAAAGACGUCCGCAUCAUCAAGAUAGAGCCAAUAGCUGAGUCGGCGGCGUCGGGCAACAACGGCGCGGCGGUGCGGUUCAAGUGCGAGGUGGUGGCCGCCUUCGAGGAGCACUACUCGUGUGUGUGGAGGGUCUGCUGGAACCUCACCGGCACUCUGCUCGCCUCCUCCGGGGACGACUGCGCCGUCAGGCUCUGGAAGAUGCAAUACCUGAACCAGUGGAAGUGCGUGGCAGUGUUCAAGAACGAGCCAGUCCCGGGCGACUCCCCCCCCCAGUCCCGACCACACACCACGUACAUCCGCAUGGCCACCAUGGCCAACCCCUCGCACAUGCCCUUCCACUGA
Messenger RNA from Spodoptera littoralis (African cotton leafworm), 1137 nucleotides. The record is from the annotation of a GenBank genome assembly. NCBI's taxonomy places the organism in Eukaryota, Metazoa, Arthropoda, Insecta, Lepidoptera, Noctuidae.